Messenger RNA from Callorhinus ursinus (northern fur seal), 663 nucleotides. Lineage: Eukaryota; Metazoa; Chordata; Mammalia; Carnivora; Otariidae. The record is from RefSeq and is a predicted model, not a curated record.
AUGGAAAAACUCUGUGAUGCAAAUGAAGGAAUGCCUGAGAACCAAAGAAAGAUGGAAUACAAAGAACCGCCACAGGAUGCGGGAAAGCCAGAAUUAGCUUGUACUCUGGAAGACAAGGAAAAGUUGGAAAAUGAGGGGAAGACAGAAAAUGAGGAAAUACUAAAGGACAAGGAAAGGCCAGGGAGUGUGGGAAAGCCAAAAGAAGAGGGAAAACCAGUGAGCGAGGGAAAGCCAAAAGAAGAAGGAAAACCAGUGAGUGAGGGAAAGCCAAAAGAAAAAUCAGAGAAUGAGGGAAAGCCAGUGAAUGAGGAAAAGCCAAAAGAAGAAAAGCCAGCCAGCAAACCAAAGGCUGUGGGAAAGCGCCCAGCUGGGGAUGAUGUACCCAGGAAGGCCAAAAGAAAAACCAACAAGGGGCUGGCUCAGUGCCUCAAGGAAUACAAGGAGGCCAUACACGAUAUGCAUUUGAGCAAUGAGGAGAUGAUAAAAGAAUUUGACGAGAUGGCCAGGGUGGAGGAUGAGGUGAAGAAAACCAGACAGAAAUUGGGCGGGUUUAUGUGGAUGCAAAAAAGUUUACAGGACCCCUUCCACCCGAGGGGCCCAAGGGAACUCAGGGGUGGGUGCAGAGCCCCACAAAGGGGCUUUGAAGACAUUCCUUUUGUGUAG